CUCUCUCUCUCUCUCUCUCUCUCUCUCUCUCUCUCUCUCGUCUUCUUCGCUUCUCUUCUACGAAACUAGACAAAUGCAGAAGAACUGAUUCUGCUUUCUUCUCGCAUUCUCUCAUUUAGGAGUGGGGCGUUGAUGUUCUGACGAUCUGGUUUUGGUAGAUCUGGGAAGGGUCAAGGUCUCUGGGGUCUACUUUUGAUUUUGUGAAUCUUGAAGUGAAGUGUAAUAAUAAAGAAGAUAUUAUGACAAGUGCACUUGGAUGGAGAUUUUCUUCCACUAAUGGGAAUGGCCUUGCCCCAAGCGAGACGGAGAGAAAUGGGGAUAUGAAGAUGCAUGAUUCAGAGCCCCCAACUCCACAUUCAACCACAAAGAUGAGUUUGAGAGACCGCACCACCAGCAUGGAAGAUCCAGACGGGACAUUAGCAAGUGUUGCCCAAUGCAUCGAGCAGCUGCGCCAAGGUUCAUCAUCUGCACAAGAAAGAGAAUACUGCCUGAAGCAGUUACUGGACCUUAUAGAAAUGCGUGAAAAUGCAUUCAGCGCUGUCGGAUCACACUCCCAAGCUGUGCCAGUACUUGUCUCUCUUCUACGAUCAGGAUCACUUGGAGUGAAGAUACAAGCUGCAACCGUUUUGGGUUCACUCUGCAAGGAGAACGAACUUAGAGUUAAAGUGUUACUUGGGGGAUUGUCUAACGAAAAUGAUGAAAGCAAGUGGGCCAUCACUGCUGCUGGAGGUAUACCUCCACUUGUUCAAAUUCUAGAGACUGGGUCGGCCAAAGCCAGGGAAGACUCUGCAACCAUCCUUAGGAACUUGUGCAAUCAUAGUGAAGAUAUACGUGCUUGUGUUGAAAGUGCUGAUGCUGUCCCUGCUCUCUUAUGGCUACUAAAGAAUGGUAGUGCAAACGGUAAAGAAAUAGCCGCCAAGACAUUGAAUCAUUUGAUUCAUAAAUCAGAUACUGCAACAAUCAGUCAGCUUACUGCUUUGCUUACCAGUGAUCUACCUGAGUCGAAAAUUUACGUUUUGGAUGCAUUGAAGAGUAUGCUUUCUGUGGUCCCAUUCAAUGACAUGUUACGUGAUGGCAGUGCUUCGAAUGAUGCUAUUGAGACCAUGAUCAAGUUAAUGAGCUCUGCAAAAGAAGAGACUCAAGCAAAUUCAGCCUCAGCUCUUGCAGCUAUCUUUCAGAUCAGAAAGGAUUUGCGUGAGAGCGCUCUAGCCCUCAAAACUCUCUUGUCUGCCAUAAAACUGCUGAAUGUGGAUUCGGAGAAGAUUCUUGUUGAGUCUUGCCGCUGUCUGGCUGCAAUUUUACUUUCAAUUAAGGAGAAUCGGGAUGUGGCCAUUUCUGCCAGAGAAGCAUUGCCUACUCUGGUUUCUCUUGCCAAUUCUUCCGUUCUAGAAGUUGCUGAGCAAGGAAUGUGCGCUUUGGCUAAUCUUAUAUUGGACAGUGAAGUGUCAGAGAAGGUCAUUGUCGAAGAUAUUAUUUUGUCAGCCACUAGAAUCCUACGUGAAGGCACAGUGUCUGGAAAGACACUUGCUGCUGCUGCAAUUGCCCGCCUGCUUAGUCGUCGCCGAAUUGAUUCUGCAUUGACAGAUUCUGUGAACCGUGCUGGAACAGUGCUUGCCUUAGUGUCUCUUCUUGAAUCUGCCGACGGAAGAUCUGACGCAAUAUCAGAAGCCCUAGAUGCGCUUGCUAUAUUCUCAAGAUCAGGAGGUAAUGGAAAUGUAAAACCAGCUUGGGUCGUUUUGACUGAAUCUCCUAACAGUAUGGCCCCAAUAGUCUCAUCUAUAGUGAGUGUUGCCAACCCUUCACUACAGGACAAAGCUAUUGAAGUAUUGUCAAGACUUUGCCGAGAUCAGCCUAUGGUUUUGGGAAACAUGGUCAACAAUGCCAGAGAUUGCGUGUCAUCUGUAGCUAAAAGGGUGAUAAAUACCAGGGACCCGAAAAUAAAAAUUGGUGGAGCUGCUAUUAUUAUUUGUGCUGCCAAAGUUAACGACGAGAAGAUGAUAGAAAAUUUGAAUGAGACACAAUUGUGUGCCAAAUUCGUUCAAGCACUUGUGCGGAUUCUAGAUUCAUCUCAGAUUUCUGUGCAAGAUCAGGAAAAGGAUGAGAAAGAUAGAAUCUGCAUAUGCAUUCAUCCCAAAGAAAAAGAAGAAGAUGAAGAAGAAGAGGCAACAGAAAAUAGGGAGGGUUCCACGGGAGCAACAGUUAUUUCUGGUGACAAUUUAGCCAUCUGGUUGCUCUCGGUUCUUUCUUGUCAUGAUGAAAAGAGCAGAGCAGUAAUAUUGGAGUCGGAAGGCAUCGAGUUGAUUACUGACAGGAUAGGCAACCGUUUUCUCCAGGCUGAUAAUGGACAAGACGCCAACAUUUGGGUUUGUGCAUUAUUACUAGCCAUACUUUUCCAGGACAGAGAAAUCACCCGCUCACAUGCAACAAUGAAGGCUGUUCCAGUGCUCUCAAAUCUUGUGAAGUCAGAGGAAUACGCAGACAGAUAUUUUGCAGCACAAGCUCUAGCUAGUCUUGUCUGUAACGGUAGUCGGGGAACUCUUCUAUCUGUUGCAAACUCUGGUGCUGCGGCUGGGUUUAUAUCAUUGCUUGGUUGUUCUGAUGAUGACAUAAAAGAACUUCUACAGCUAUCGCAGGAGUUCGAUUUAGUGCGGUACCCAGACCAGGUUGCCCUUGAAAGACUUUUCCGAGUUGAAGAUAUUAGAGUUGGGGCUACUUCUCGAAAAGCAAUUCCCUUACUAGUUGAACUUCUUAAACCAAUUCCAGACCGCCCCGGUGCUCCUCUUCUUGCACUUAAUCUUCUAACUCAGCUUGCCGGAGACUGUCCACAAAAUAUGAUUGUCAUGGUAGAGUCAGGUGCUCUUGAGGGCCUCUCGAAAUAUCUUUCCCUUGGACCUCAGGACGAGCAAGAGGAAGCUGCAACAGUUCUUUUAGGCAUCUUAUUUAGCAGUGCUGAAAUUCGAAGGCAUGACUCAGCAUUUGGUGCCGUCAGCCAACUUGUAGCAGUUUUGCGUCUAGGUGGAAGAGGAGCUAGGUACAGUGCUGCCAAGGCAUUGGAUAGUCUCUUUACCGCUGAUCAUAUAAGAAAUGCAGAGUCUUCUAGACAAGCUGUUCAGCCAUUGGUAGAGAUUCUCAACACUGGUUCAGAGAGGGAGCAGCAUGCUGCUAUUGCUGCACUUGUUAGGUUGUUGAGUGAUAAUCCAUCACGGGCUUUGGCAGUUGCAGAUGUGGAGAUGAAUGCGGUAGAUGUUCUCUGCAGGAUCCUUUCUUCAAACUAUACGAUGGAACUGAAGGGGGAUGCUGCGGAGCUGUGCUAUGUUCUGUUUGCAAAUACAAGGAUUAGGUCUACAGUUGCUGCAGCGCGUUGUGUUGAGCCACUUGUCUCUCUUCUUAUGACUGAGUUCAGCCCUGCUCAGCAUUCAGUUGUACGUGCACUGGAUAAGCUUGUCGAUGAUGAACAACUGGCUGAACUAGUUGCAGCUCAUGGUGCUGUGGUUCCUCUUGUUGGCCUUCUCUAUGGUAAAAACUAUGUGCUUCAUGAGGCGAUAUCCAGGGCUCUAGUAAAGUUAGGUAAGGACAGGCCUGCUUGUAAACUGGAAAUGGUGAAAGCUGGAGUUAUCGACUGCGUACUUGAUAUUCUCCACGAAGCUCCAGAUUUUCUUUGUGCUGCGUUUUCGGAACUGCUUCGCAUCCUCACAAAUAAUGCUACGAUUGCCAAGGGACAAUCUGCUGCGAAAGUGGUGGAGCCACUUUUCAAUUUGCUGACAAGGUUGGAGUUUGGAGCUGAUGGACAGCACAGUGCUCUGCAAGUUUUGGUCAAUAUCUUAGAACAUCCACAAUGCCGAGCUGAUUAUACACUUACACCGCACCAAGUGAUUGAGCCGCUAAUUCCGCUGCUGGAAUCUCCAUCCCCAGCAGUACAACAGUUGGCAGCUGAGCUUCUGUCUCAUCUUCUCUACGAGGAGCAUCUGCAGAAGGAUCCAUUAACACAACUUGCGAUCGGACCUCUAAUCCAUGUGCUGGGAUCCGGCAUACACUUAUUACAGCAAAGAGCUGUGAAAGCUCUCCUUAGCAUUGCUCUAACUUGGCCAAAUGAAAUAGCUAAAGAAAGGGGUGUGAGUGAGCUGUCAAAGGUGAUACUGCAAGCAGAUCCAUCACUUUCCAAUGUGUUAUGGGAGUCUGCAGCAUCAAUUUUGGUUAUCAUCUUGCAAUUUAGCUCCGAAUUUUACCUGGAAGUUCCUGUCGCUGUUCUUGUAAGACUGCUUCGUUCUGCUUCUGAAAACACCGUGGUUGGUGCACUUAACGCUCUUCUAGUGUUGGAAAGUGAUGAUGGAACCAGCGCAGAGUCCAUGGCUGAAAGCGGUGCCAUCGAAGCUCUUCUUGAUCUUUUAAGGUCUCAUCAGUGUGAGGACACAGCAGCGAGACUGCUUGAGGUACUUCUCAACAACGUGAAGAUAAGAGAUUCAAAAGCCACCAAGACUGCAAUCUUACCCUUGUCCCAGUACCUCUUGGAUCCACAGACCCAAGCCCAGCAAGCGCGUUUAUUGGCAACUUUGGCCCUCGGUGAUCUUUUCCAGAAUGAAGCACUCGCUAGAAGCACUGACGCAGCUUCUGCUUGCCGUGCUUUAGUUAAUGUCCUCGAAGAACAACCCACUGAAGAAAUGAAAGUAGUUGCUAUAUGUGCCCUGCAAAACCUUGUCAUGUAUAGCCGGUCUAACAAAAGAGCAGUUGCCGAGGCAGGUGGUGUGCAGGUUGUCUUGGAUCUGAUCAGUUCCAGUGAUCCUGAAACAUCUGUUCAGGCUGCAAUGUUCGUAAAAAUACUUUUCUCUAAUCACACCGUCCAAGAGUAUGCAUCUAGCGAGACUGUUCGAGCAAUAACUGCUGCUAUUGAGAAGGACUUAUGGGCCACUGGAACUGUGAAUGAUGAGUAUCUAAAAGCUUUAAACUCUUUGUUUAACAACUUCCCACGCCUAAGGGCCACUGAGCCUGCAACACUAAGUAUACCACAUUUAGUUACAUCCCUGAAGACAGGAUCAGAGGCAACUCAAGAAGCUGCCUUGGAUGCGUUGUUUCUUCUCAGACAAGCUUGGUCAGCCUGUCCGGCCGAAGUUUCCAGGGCCCAGUCAGUUGCUGCUGCAGACGCCAUCCCCUUACUUCAGUACCUAAUCCAAUCAGGUCCACCGCGGUUCCAGGAGAAAGCUGAAUUCCUCUUGCAGUGUUUGCCAGGUACGCUGGUGGUCACUAUCAAGCGCGGUAACAACAUGAAACAAUCCGUUGGUAACCCGAGCGUGUUCUGCAAGAUCACGCUCGGUAACAAUCCUCCUAGACAAACCAAGGUGAUAUCUACAGGUCCUAACCCAGAGUGGGACGAGAGUUUCUCAUGGUCAUUUGAAAGCCCUCCCAAAGGUCAAAAACUCCACAUAUCAUGCAAGAACAAGAGCAAAAUGGGAAAGAGUUCCUUUGGAAAAGUAACGAUCCAAAUCGACAGGGUGGUGAUGCUGGGAGCAGUUGCAGGUGAAUACAGUUUGUUACCUGAAAGUAAAAGUGGUCCCAGAAAUCUUGAGAUAGAAUUCCAGUGGUCUAACAAGUAAACCACAUCUUCAUCUUUUGUGUUUUUUUAUUUUGGUUUUGGAGAUUUCUUCAAUCGAAACUUCUGUUUUUUCUUUUUUUUUUGGGUGCCAAAUUUUCAAAAAUUGUUUGAUUAAUUAUAAUGAUACUGUAUAUAGUUUGUCUUGUAAUGUAAUGAUUACAGAUGGGGGUUUUUCUUUUUUUUCUUUAUCUUCUUCUUAACUGUGUGUUAGUGAUUCAAUUCAUUUGUAACAUUUUGUUGUCCUCAUUUGUAUUUUGUGUAGUUUCAUUUAGUCA
Messenger RNA from Camelina sativa (false flax), 5862 nucleotides. Lineage: Eukaryota; Viridiplantae; Streptophyta; Magnoliopsida; Brassicales; Brassicaceae. The record is from RefSeq and is a predicted model, not a curated record.